Ziziphus jujuba (common jujube) is the source of this 870-nucleotide messenger RNA. RefSeq lists its product as uncharacterized. The transcript is spliced from 2 exons. Gene Ontology annotation, molecular function: dynein intermediate chain binding; dynein light intermediate chain binding. NCBI's taxonomy places the organism in Eukaryota, Viridiplantae, Streptophyta, Magnoliopsida, Rosales, Rhamnaceae. Gene Ontology annotation, biological process: microtubule-based process. The coding region runs from base 403 to 690 and encodes 95 amino acids. Gene Ontology annotation, cellular component: dynein complex. The record is from RefSeq and is a predicted model, not a curated record.
AGUUUCUCCCCCCUAAAGGUAUAAUGGACUAUCUUAUGGAUCGAUCUAGUGGCAAAGCUCUAGUAUUUCAAAGCUAGUAUUCGAAUAUCUCACCCUUAAUAGUUCUUUCUUUAAAAAUAAAGAAAGUACAAAUGAAUAAAAUUCGGAAAAUUGUCGUUCCUCCUUGCACGGCCGAUUCAAAUUAAGUGUAAUAAAUAGGGUGAUUCCUGGCUUUAUUUAAGAUCUAACUGCUUUAUCCCAAGCAUUAAAAGCAAAGAGAUAGGCGAUUAUAUAUUUUUGGUGGAGGCUACCUGAAGGUUUUUGGUGUAUUAAAUUGUUACUUCACCAUAUAAAGAAAGUAGUAGAAAACAAAGAAACUCUCUCUCAGGUCAAAUCUCACUUAGAAAAUAUUUCACAGAGGAGAUGUUGGAAGGUAAAGCUGUGAUCCAGGAAACAGACAUGCCAGCAUUGAUGCAAGCUCAAGCUACGGCUUCUGCUUCCCGGGCCCUUGAUCUUUAUGAAGUUUCUGAUUGUAUCACCAUUGCUGCCCACAUCAAGAAGGAUUUUGAUAAGAUGUAUGGGUCUGGAUGGCAAUGUGUGGUGGGAACAAACUUCAGUUCUUUCUUCACCCAUUUCAGAGGAAAUUUCAUCCACUUUGGACUGGCAAAGCUCUACUUCCUUAUCUUCAAAUCAACAAGCAUUAAUGGUUGAAGACAAACUGCACAAGGAAAAACCAACCCCCCCAAAAAAAGAAAAAGAAAAAGAAAAAGAAAAAAGUGUCUGCGGCUUGAGUGCAUAGCAUAUAUUGUUAAUGAACUUUUUAUGGUUUAAUGAUGUACCAUUCCCAUGUUGCUGUUUAUGUUUUGAAAGAAAAUUUUCCUUUAAGCUAAA